CUACCAGUCUUCCUUCCUUCCACCUUCUUUCUCACCGCCCAUUCUUCUCCCUCCAUGGACUCCUAUUAAUACUAGUUAAUAACUCCCCUCGAUUCAACACUCAAUUCCUCCACUUGCUUUAAUAUUCGAUAUACUUGUUAGCUAUAAUCGUGGAAAAACUUGUGGCGCUUUGAGCUUGUCUUAUUUUUCAAAUCCUAAUGGCUGACUCGGGUCACUCUUCAGAUGAUUCUUCUGUGGAUUCCAGAGAUGCAAAUGGUAGUCAAGAUUCCAAGCUUGAAUUCUCUGAAGAUGAGGAAACCCUUAUUACAAGGAUGUUUAACCUGGUUGGUGAGAGGUGGUCUCUGAUUGCUGGGAGAAUUCCAGGAAGAACAGCUGAGGAAAUUGAGAAGUACUGGACUUCAAGAUACUCGACAAGUGAAUGAAAGGCCAAGAUUGUGGAUGGUGUUUUCUCCUUUAGAGCAGGAAAAUUUUGGGGUGGGGGGUUGUAGUGAAGCUUGUUUAUGUCGAAUAUGUCAGUUUCCUUUCCUGAAAGGCACAAAAUGUGUCCUGGGUUCUUACUGAAUGGGGGGCAGUGUUAUUACUUCAAAGCAAGUAAAUGUACAAUGGGUUUUUCUUAUUGGUAUGGUGAUGAAUGUGUGUAAUUGAAAUAUAAUUUUCUAUUA
Molecule: messenger RNA, 662 nt
Organism: Juglans microcarpa x Juglans regia
Lineage: Eukaryota; Viridiplantae; Streptophyta; Magnoliopsida; Fagales; Juglandaceae
Product: transcription factor CPC-like
Exons: 3
Coding region: 198-422 (74 amino acids)
Biological process (GO): cell differentiation
Cellular component (GO): nucleus
Molecular function (GO): transcription cis-regulatory region binding
Source: RefSeq, a predicted model, not a curated record